Molecule: messenger RNA, 3000 nt
Organism: Scedosporium apiospermum
Lineage: Eukaryota; Fungi; Ascomycota; Sordariomycetes; Microascales; Microascaceae
Product: mRNA 3'-end-processing protein RNA14
Exons: 4
Coding region: 1-3000 (999 amino acids)
Biological process (GO): mRNA 3'-end processing
Cellular component (GO): nucleus
Molecular function (GO): mRNA binding; protein binding
Source: RefSeq, a predicted model, not a curated record
AUGUCCGCGGAUGAAGUGAAUGACAAGACGCCCUACGGAGGCGAAGGCGUGUCUUGGGAAGAGGAUGGUCUGGAGGGCGAGGGACCUGAUGACUAUCAGCCCGACAUUCCACUUAGCGACGAGCAAACUCAAGAUCCUAGUUUGACCGGUGCCAACCCUUCAACUGAUUAUGGUGACAAUGGCGAAGAUUUCGGUGACGAUGGCGCCGAGUAUGACCCGGAGGCCAUUAGUGCUCCGCCAGUGCCGGAACCCAAGCCUGCCAAGCCCCAGACCACCGGCGGCUUCAUAAUCCAAGAAGACUCUGAUGAGGAAGAGGAAGAGCAAGGCAGCGCUGCAACUGCGGCUAACGUUCCCGCUGCCAUCUCGGGAGGAGCGGCGAGUGCCCCCACCGAGGCUGUCCCUUCUCAGGACCAAGCGGUACCAUCUGCGUCUCGCGUUCAAGAUCUCCAGGUGACCAAUGGAUCCGCUGCUUCCCAUGCAACAGGCAACCCUCUGCUCCACCCACAGGUGGCCGCCCUAUCGGGUCAGGACACCGUAAAUCGCGCUGCCGUUUUGGAGGAUCGAGUCAAAGCCGAUCCCCGCGGAGAUAUGGAUGCAUGGCUGGGACUAAUCGAGGAGUAUCGUCGUCGUAAUAGCCUAGAUGAGCUGCGCUCGGCCUAUGGGCGGUUCCUCGAGAUUUUCCCCCAAUCGGCUGAGGCCUGGGCUUCUUGGGUAGAAUUGGAGCUCGGUCUGAACAAUUUCGUCGAAGCCGAACGUCUUUUCGGUCGCUGUCUCAUGCUCGCCCCCAACGUUCGACUCUGGACUGUUUACCUGAACUACAUCCGUCGACGGAACGAUCUCAACAAUGAUCCGGAUGGCCGUGCUCGAAAGGUUGUAACUCAGGCUUAUGAAUUUGUCAUUGACACUAUUGGUGUUGAUAAGGAUUCGGCUCAGAUAUGGCAAGAUUAUAUCCAAUUCAUCCGAAGCGGCCCCGGACAAAUUGGCGGAGGAAACUGGCAAGAUCAGCAAAAGAUGGACCAGCUUCGAAAGGCUUAUCAACGGGCUAUAUGUGUUCCCACUUCUGCUGUGAACAAUCUGUGGAAGGAGUAUGAUCAGUUUGAGAUGGGCCUGAACAAGAUGACUGGUCGUAAAUUCAUCCAAGAGCGCUCACCCUCUUACAUGUCAGCUAAGAGUGCCAACAUUGCUCUUGAUAACAUUACUCGAAACCUUAACCGGACCACCUAUCCUAGGCUACCUCCCGCCCCAGGCUUUGAGGGUGAUGUUGAAUUCCUUGAUCAGGUUGAGAUCUGGAAGAAGUGGAUUGCUUGGGAGAAAGAGGAUCCCCUCGUUCUCGAAGCGGAUGAGCCCGCGACUUUCAAGCAGCGAAUCCUACAUUGUUAUCGCCAAGCCCUCAUGGCGCUUCGCUUCGUGCCCGAGAUGUGGGUCGACGCUGCUGAGUGGUGCUUCCGGAAUCAAAUCGCCCAGAACAAUCAGGACACAGGUCUCGAAUUCCUCACCCAAGGGAUUGCAGCGAACCCCGAGAGCGUGCUCCUUGCGUUGAAGCACGCCGACAGGAUCGAAUCGACCCAUGUCGGAGGUGAGAGCGACGAUGCGAAGCGAGAGUUUGCCACCGCUGUCGGACAACCCUACAACAAGGUUCUCGAUAGACUCUACGAUAUGUGCAAAGAUCUCAAAGAGAAGGAGCAGGCAGACGUCGCCCGGGUUGAGCGAAUGUUUGCCGCCAACCCUUCAAACGCCGCAGAGAGCUACGACGAUGAGGAUGAAUAUGACGCGCCCAAGAAUAACGCAGAGAAGGAGAACCGACUCAAGGCUAUUAAGCAAGGCUACGCAGCUCGCGCCGACCUUCUUUCCAAGACUAUAUCCCAUGUCUGGAUCGCUUUGGCUCGUGCCAUGCGCCGGAUCCAGGGCAAGGGUGGUGUUGGUGUCGGCGGCCUUCGACAGGUUUUCGUCGAGGCUCGCAAACGCGGAAAGCUCACCAGCGAUGUGUAUGUGGCAGUGGCUCUCAUGGAAUCGGUAGUUUACAGAGAUCCCGUCGGCGCCAAGAUCUUUGAGCGCGGCAUGACGCUGUUCCCCGAAGACGAGAAUUAUCUCUUGGAAUACCUCAAGUACCUGCACUCCAAGGACGAUACUACGAACGCGCGAGUAGUUUUCGAAACCUGUGUCAACCGCCUCACGCAAAAGCCGGAAACUGUGUCGAGGGCAAAGCCUCUCUAUGCCUAUUUCCACAAAUAUGAAUCCCAGUUCGGAGAGCUCGCUCAAAUAUCCAAGCUCGAGGCGCGUAUGGCCGAACUCUUCCCCGAUGAUCCAAAGCUGGCCAACUUCUCCCAGCGAUACUCGACGCCCAAGUUCGACCCGAUCAUGGCACGGAUCAUUGUCUCGCCCGCCGCCCAGCUGCGACCCAAGAUGGUCAUGCCUUCCAUCGAGCAACCCCCUUCCGCACGCCGGACACAGAGCCCCGUGCCGCCCAUCCACGGAUCCCCUCGUCCUCAAUACAUCCGGGCCACCGCGUCGCCCAAACGGCCAUUCGCGGGAGAUGAGUACGAGGAUCUUAACCGCCCCCGGAAACUGGCGCGAGGCGAAUCGCCUCUCAAGGGGGCCGCAGGCCGCCGCCUCGACCAGCAGCGUCGCGAUCGGAGCUCUGCGUUGCACCGAGAGUUGACUUUCUUCCUGAAUAUCCUCCCUCCUGCCUCUACGUACGAUUCGGCGAGAUUCAACCCGGUAUCGAUGACGAAGCUCCUUCAAACGACGGUGAUUCCAGAUUUUGCAACGUGGAAGGCUUCUCAGGACCGGCAAGGCGGACCCACGCGACACACUGCUGCCGGUUACCCGCCUUACCAGCGGUCUCAAAGCCCGUAUACAGGGGGGGCGGGGCGACCAGGACAUAUCGCUGCCGCCUUUCCGCCACAGCGGCCAAGCUCGCGAGGCUACGAGCACUCGUACAGUGCGCCACCGACCAACUACGGUCAGCCGCAGCAGCAGUAUGGCGGCUACCGGUAUUAA